AUGACGGAGAAGAAAAAUUGCAGUGUGCGCCCCAUGGCAGCCGGGACGUGGUCACGUGUCGCCGGCUGCUUGUUCUCUUUCCUCCUAUCCCACGAUCAUGUCGUCAUUGCCCACGCGGCAACCGCCUCACCGGCGCCGCCGCUUUCCUUCAGCUUCGGCUUCGCAAACACCUCCGACUACAGUUUACAAGACCUCCGGUUCGAGGGCGACGCCGCCCUGAACGGCGACCUGGUCGACCUCACCUGCAACUCCGUAGAGUCCAAGGAGAACUAUUACUGCAAGGGCCGGAUGUCGUACAACCACCCGAUUCCCUUGUACGACAAGAGCACCGGCGAAGUGGCCAGCUUCGCCACAACCUUCAUCUUCGCCAUCCACUUGAUACCCAACAGGACCAAGAAGGGGGACGGCCUGACCUUCUUCCUCUCCACCUACCCGUCAAGAUUACCGCCGGAGUCGUCCAGCAAUCUCCUUGGCCUCAUCAGCAGUAGCGACACUAGCGCCGUCGGCGAAGACCGGUUCGUCGCCGUUGAGUUCGACACUUACAGCAACCCAUGGGAUCCCACGGGAGCCUCCGAUCACAUCGGCAUCGACCUCAGCUCCGUCACCUCGGUGAGCACCACCAGGUUGCCCAGCUACAGCCUCAAUGGCACCAUGACGGCGACCAUCACUUUUGUCAACACCACCCGGACGCUGGAGGCCAUCCUGCACUUUGAUUAUUCCAAUCAUUCUCUUGCCGCCGCUCGGGUGAAGACGCAGUUGCCUGAUCCUCUCGAUGCCUUGCUCCCGCCGGUGGUGGCGGUUGGGUUCUCUGCGGCCACCGGUGGAAACACUGAGCUGCAUCAGAUACACUCUUGGUCAUUCAACUCAACUAUGGCACCGAGAGCCAGAGGUCGUGACAAUUCAUUGAUCAUCGGAGGAGCCGUCGUUGUUGCGUUGGCCCUGGUGGUGAUAAUUUGGUCAAUCCUAUCAUGGUGUAGGUGGACACGCACGCGCGAUUCCUUUGGGACCGGAACUCGUCUUAAACGAUUCGAGUACCGCGAAGUGUCCACCGCCACCGACGGAUUCUCCGACAAGAAGAAGAUCGGAGCCGGUGGCUUUGGCGUGGUAUACAGUGGGAGCCUCAAGGCCGACCAACCGGUGGCCGUGAAGAAGAUCCUCAAGGACUCGAGGGGAGAAUUCAAGGACUUCCUCGCAGAGCUGGACGCCGUCGGCCGAACGGGCCACGGUAACGUGGUCAGGCUCGAAGGCUGGUGCUGCAGCAUAAACAAUUUCAUGUUUUGGUGCUUGCACAGACAGAACGUCAAGCUCUUCCUCGUCUAUGAACUUGUGCCUAAUGGCAACCUCCACGAGCACCUGCACGAAAGGCCUGAAGUACUGUCAUGGGCAAGGAGGUACAAAAUAGUAAAGGGCAUAGGGUCCGCUCUUCAUUACCUCCCCCACCUAUGCAAGCCAUGCAUCUUGCACAGAGAUAUCAAACCAAGCCACAUACUCCUGGACCAUGAUUUCAAUGCCAAGCAUGGCGACUUUGGGCUGUCGAGGGUCGCCCAAUACGGCGACGACACAUCACUGAUUACGGCAGUGGCCGUUGGGACCGCGGACUACAUGGAUCCACUGUGCAAGAAACAUGGACAGGUCAAGCUGCGCCCUAGCUCCGACGUCUACAGCUUUGGGAUCGUCCUGCUAGAGAUAUUGCAUGGAGAAAAUAACCCGGACCUUCUCCGGAAGCUCCAUAGAGAUCAGCCAGAAACAUUUGUGAGUGAUGCUGCCGACAAGAAGCUGGAUGGCCAGUUUGACAAGAUAGAGAUGGAGCGCGUGAUUGUCCUCGCCCUCCAGUGUUGUGACCUAUAUGAGAGCCAACGGCCUUCAAUGCCUGCUGCAAUCCUAUUCCUGGAGAACGGCGGAGAGUUGCCCCCUGCUACACCCGAUCGAUCAACGCCACCAUAG
Messenger RNA from Triticum urartu, 1944 nucleotides. Lineage: Eukaryota; Viridiplantae; Streptophyta; Magnoliopsida; Poales; Poaceae. The record is from RefSeq and is a predicted model, not a curated record.